CUCAAGAGCCACGACGGUCGAGAUGGCGGCUUCACUAUCCUCCUCCGUGGCAUCCCUGAAAUCAUCGCUGCAAUUGCUAGAAUCAUCUAUUGAUGUCCUGGACAAUGGCGUCAACGACUUUCCCCGCCUCUGCAAAAUACUCCAGUCGACGAGACAUUUUGAACUCCUGCCGGAACCUACUUUACAAGAAGCUCAAAAGGCUAUCCUCGACGAAAUCACCCCCAGCAUCGCUCACUUGCUACGCCUUUCGGGGAACCAUAUUGACAAACUCGCCCGACGCGAAGAAGCUCUGAAGGCUAAAUGUGAACUGCAGGAAGGCAGGUUGUCUCGCGACUCAAGGCCGUCUUCUCGUGUCGGUGGUCAUGCCGAUGGAAAGACCGAACCCAGCGGCUUACGUGCUGCGAGCAGUGCUCGAGCGGCUGAACUGCGGAAGCUGGUGCAAAAGAAAGAACGACUAAAGUAUGCCGUGGAGAGACUGGAGUUGCAGUCACGACAGAGGGAAAGACAACUGAGGAAGAGCAUGGCGGCACAGUGAAGGACCGGCAGACAAUGCUUGAACCUUUUGCAACUAGGUUCAAGUUUUUUUUUUUUUUGAACUAAUAUGCUUUUCCACAGAAGGAAAAGCGAAAACGAGGUCAUAGGACCUUUACCUGGGCCCCAAUCGACAUUCUACGCUGCCCUUAAAUGAUCAAGUGGGAGACUUUGAUAAUUCUCGUUGGUAGCAAUGGAGGUAUCGAGAGCCGAUAUUCCCAGACCCGAACCAAGACCCAAACUAUCAAAUUGAUCUUCAACAAUAACGACGUCAAUUCCGACAUCAAAUAAACCAAUAAAAAGCUACAGGACUUAAUCGUUAUGUUCUACGGAUGCCAAGGCGAUCCGUUUUGGUGAUACUCUUGAAGCUAUCAAAUGAGGGAAACUGUUUAGAAUGGACAAGGUCAAAAUGGGCGGAAAGUCGUCGUAUUCUCUAACAGCGUAUCGGAGGCCGCUAAAUGCAACUUGAAUUUGCUGUAUAUGGAACUCUGCGCUGGCUCUAUGCAGCCGAAUUCUAUGCCCAUCCAUGGUCAGGGCCAAUCAGGCAAGCUGCAAACACUUCAAGGUAACAUUUACUUACCAAGAAGAAUGAAAAUGGGCGGUACCCAUGGUAUCAGAUGAUUCAUUUGACUGGAAUAUUCCUGCACAUCUUUCAAGUCUCGAUUGGAGGAUAGUUCCCUCAAUACCUAUGUUGACGAAGAUGACGAAGUAAAAUAAGUGGAAUUAUGUAUAUGGUACUCCGUCCAUGAUCUCGCUAUUAAUACAAACGCUGAAAAUAUAUUUUACUCGUGAA
Messenger RNA from Coccidioides immitis RS, 1324 nucleotides. RefSeq names its product mitotic spindle biogenesis protein Spc19. Lineage: Eukaryota; Fungi; Ascomycota; Eurotiomycetes; Onygenales; Onygenaceae. Gene Ontology annotation, biological process: attachment of spindle microtubules to kinetochore. The record is from RefSeq and is a predicted model, not a curated record. Gene Ontology annotation, cellular component: DASH complex; spindle microtubule. Bases 23 to 535 code for a protein of 170 amino acids. The transcript is spliced from 2 exons.